Messenger RNA from Nematostella vectensis (starlet sea anemone), 941 nucleotides. Its product is annotated as oncoprotein-induced transcript 3 protein. The record is from RefSeq and is a predicted model, not a curated record. The transcript is spliced from 3 exons. The coding region runs from base 237 to 845 and encodes 202 amino acids. NCBI's taxonomy places the organism in Eukaryota, Metazoa, Cnidaria, Anthozoa, Actiniaria, Edwardsiidae.
CCGCGGCCUGUGCGGUCUAGCUUUAAGGGACAUGCCCGCGGCCUGUGCGGUCUUGGUUUAAGGGACAUGCCCGCGGCCUGUGCGGUCUUGGUUUAAGGGACAUGCCCGCGGCCUGUGCGGUCUUGCUUUGCGCUUCCACAGUGGCCCGGAUUUUGAGCAUGCGCCCAAGUGAUUUUGAAAUCGCCACCCUCAACUUUACUUUUCUUUUUUUCCCUCUGAGCUAAAGCUAAUUGACAAUGGGAAGAUUUGCAGCUUGUAUCCUUGUUCUUUACGCCUUUACUGGCUUCAAGGGAACGUCCGACGGGAGAAGCUGCCCAAGGCCCGCCGGCCCCUGCUCAGCAGCGAACUACAUCCCGAUUAAAGACCCGCAUAGAAGCACAAAAUACAGAUACAAAAGACCGCAGCCCGCCUUGUGCGACUACCUCCUUCAGCCCGGAUGGUAUCGGUUCACUAGCAGUGUCGGCGGCGAGAUCCCGACCACUAAACCCGAGCCGAACAUGUGUGGAACCUUAGCGCCGAUAUGGAUGAGGGGGACCCACCCAGAAACGAUUGGGGCAACCAAGGAAACUACCGCGUGCGUUAACGUCAAUAACAGGAACAACGGCUGCUUCCGGUCUAUUGACAUGUGCGUGGAGAUGUGCAGCGGAGGGUACUAUGUCUACUAUCUUCGACCUCCUUAUGGGUGCUCAAUGGAGUACUGCGCAGGCGAUGGAAUACCCUGCGACGAAGGCUUCAGUGGACCAAAUUGCACAGCUGACGUGAAAGCCGUUUUCCCGAGUUCUCUGGUCCCCAAGCCAAAGGUGGAGCCCUUGACUACCGGCGACAGGGACCUAUUCAUGGUGUGAAACUUCACCUUUCCUCUGUGGAGUAACGUCUCCUUCAACAUCGAGUGGUACGAUGGUCCAACACUGAGUAGUAAUAUGACGUCUUGCAGGAACAAA